UCGAUAAUUCCGCGAUCACCCUGGCCGCGCGUUUUUUGUUGUUUGUCAUUUGUUUAUUUAAAUGUUUAAUUAAAAAUGACUUCGUUCAUUGAUUUGCUGGGCGACGGAGGACAUGUGCACUUUGAAAAAUGUGGGGACAUUGCUGUUUCGCCCAAGGACAACGUGGUGGCCAUGUUUUGCCAUUUCUGCAGGGACAUUUUCACGCAUCUGCCGGAAUUCAUGAGACACCUACAGCGGUCUCACAGCGAUACUUUGCACUUCGCAAAGGAACAGAAUGUGUACAGCGUCGAGGAACUGUUGUCCAUGGAGAGCUCAGAAGAUGAAACGCAAUCGCAGGCGCACAGCUGCAGCAGCGUCGACUCUGGGUUGGCUGGCGAAACGGAAGAUGCAGAUGCAGCACCACGAUCAUCCGCUUGCCUGGCAAGCAAUGUGGAUAUAAUGAACGCCUUGGCAGUCUUCGAUGUGGAAGUGGAUGCGAUCAAUGUCAAAUGCGAAACACAAGAAAUUAAGGAAAAAGGUGCCGCACGAAACAUUCUGGCAGAAGUUGAAGAAAUGUUAGAGGAGAGGAAAAACAUGUUUUCAAGAGUGAUGGACAACAAGCCCGAGGCCAUCCAGGAAACGUACUACAAAGCAAGCUACACCGAAAACCAGAAAGAUUUCCGUCGUGCCCGCAAGCCGGGAAAUUUGGAAAAAGCGCCAACCAUCUGUGAUGUGAAGAGCUACAACAUUGCGCGACACUCGCGCAAACGGGAGGCGAUCAAACAGCGCUUGAGCAACGUGAAAAAACGUAUUAUGCUCUCCCUUGAAAAUGAUGUGCCAAAGUCUGUGCCUAUGAAAGUAUCCAGCGUUAAGCUGGAAUUGCCAGCAUUCAAAGAGGAGUCCAAACACCCGGGCGUUGAAGCUACUAAAUUGCCACCUACAAAUUUAGAGACCAAAGAAAUUCGCUCCAACAUGACUCAAGUGAUUCAGUACAAUGGGAUGAAGUCAGCGUCUAUGAAGCAGUUGCUUAAGCCAAGAAAAAGGCCCGUAUAUAUCUUGCCUAAAAUCAGCACUUCUUCUUCAGUCGAUUCAAAGAAAGUUCCCAACGCGGCUCUAACAAAUCUAAAAAGUACUACAAGUGGGAGCACCACCUUGAUAAAACCAGUAAUUCCUGCAAGUCUCCGCCAGCCAUUAGCUGAAAAAAAACCAAAGACUUUCAGAAUCAACAUGCCGCUAUCGAAAGUCAAUCAAGUCGUCUCAAACUCUGUCAGUCCUAGCUUUUCUAGUGCCACCAAACAAUCCAAACUGCCUGCUCUAUUGGAUAGCAAUUCAGCAAAUGAUCUAGCAGCUCCCUUGGAGCCUACAAAGUCUUCAAAGAUAGUUUCUGCUACUCCCAUAAAGAAGCGUUGUGUGGCGUCCACCUCGAAAAAACCAACUAUUCUUCCAUGCACCAGUGGGACAGCAUUUAAAAUAGAUCCAAACAUAAGCCAUGCGCCCACAGGCAGACGAUCAUCACCCAUAAAGAUAGAGCGAGUGCAGAUUCUGUCAAAGAUCGCCAAAGAUAUAAAACAGAAUGUGGAAACGUCAGUCAAGGGAAAACCAAUAUGGAAGAAAAGAAUUCCUUCAAGUGUUGCCAGUGUAAAAUCUUCAGAGCUGAAUGCCACAAAUAACGAUGCAGUGGAUCAGCACAAGCGUCCAGAGCGCAGAUCUUCGCUAACAGUUGUCUCCAAUAGCCCAGUUCAGACCAAGAAACGUACACGAAGAUCCUCGAUGACAACUGUAAAGCCCACGCCGCCUCCAAGCUCACAAAAGCUGCAUUCGGGACCUGUUCAAGGUCCUGCGAAAGCACAGAAACGUUCACCCUCCACUGAAAUAUGCGAUGCAAAACGGGCCAAAAUAAAUCAAGAAAGAUGCUCCAUGAACUUUGGUUUAUCGUCGAGCGCUAUAGAGUUUCUUCAGAAGGAUUUGAAAACCUCAAAGCUGGACGCAGACAGCCUCCUUCAGUUGGCAGAGACCCGUGGGGACUCGAUCGUGGAAGAUCUAGUUGCGCAGAUAAAAGAGACCAAAGAGGAAAACACACAAAAGAAAGAGUUGAUCACACCUCAAACGCCUGAAAUUCAGGUUGUGGGAGAUGACCUCAAGCUGUUGGAGACAGUUGGGUUGCGUAUAAUAAAAGUUCCAAAGUUUGAGGAUAAAAUGCCAUUGGAGCAGUCGGAAGAGUUUCGUAAAAAAGCCGCCAAGUUUAGCAAAAUCUAUCACAAGUACGAAACAAUCUGGAGCUAUAGGAAAUCAAAGAUCAUUGGCGCACCCGAACGCCUAGUCCAGCAGUUGAACGCAUUCACCGAAGAGGUAAACAAGGAGCUUGCCUGCCAGUUGACCCUGAGCGAGAUGAAACGCACUCUCAACCUCAUCAACUCCUGGUAUACAGAGCAGAUCGAUAAAAGGUUCUUCCGAAAGGCAACUCUUUCGUACAGCAUUGAGCACUACAUGCUCCUGUUUCACUUUCUGCCAAAGAUUAUUACAACUGUGUACUUCUGCGAGUACUGUGAGGAGACCUUCACCCACGAGUCGCGCUACAAGAAACAUGUCCAGAGUCUGCACACUUUACACGCGUUCACAUGCGCCGAGUGUGGUAAGUCCUUCAAGAGACUGUACUUCUACGAGAAACACCUCAAGGCAGCACAUAACGUGUCGCCCAUAACUACAUAGUUUUUGUACUUUUCAAUUGUUUAACCAUUUUGUGGAGCACUCCAUACAAUUUAGUGAAAAUUGUAGUGCGAGUAGGUGGCAAAUUGUAUAUUCAUCUGUGCCAAGACUGCUUCCACUCUCACUGUGCUGGGAGAGUGGUCACAGCAGCUUCAGUUCAAGUUAUCUUCUAUUUAUCGUGUUAAAUUGUAACUUUGAUCCACUCUAUCGACUUUAUAUCUGCCAUUUAAAUUCGUAUU
Drosophila subobscura is the source of this 2924-nucleotide messenger RNA. RefSeq names its product protein teflon. NCBI's taxonomy places the organism in Eukaryota, Metazoa, Arthropoda, Insecta, Diptera, Drosophilidae. Gene Ontology annotation, cellular component: nucleus. The transcript has 4 exons. The record is from RefSeq and is a predicted model, not a curated record. Bases 76 to 2688 code for a protein of 870 amino acids.